AUGCCGAAGCACCAGCAGGCGCCUCCUCCCGAAGACAGCGUCGCCCAGGGAAGUCCAGUGUUGACUGGUGAUGGGGACGCGAAUAAGUCUUCGCAGAAGCGGCCUCGUGAGCAUUCCGUUUCGGCCGUCGCCCAGGGAAGUCCAGUGUUGACUGGUGAUGGGGACGCGAACAAGUCUUCGCAGAAGCAGCCUCGUGAGCAUUCCGUUUCGGCAAUUCCCGCUCCGUCCUUCAGAGACCCUACACACGAGCAAGUCCGCUUUUCCCUCGCACAUGCACGAUCGAAACUAGCUCUUCUAGUCAACCGUCGCCAGCUCGGAAACCCAGUCCUGCGUUAUAUUCGCCAUGUGCGGUAUGAAGUGUCAGACGGCGUCACAGCCGACUUCCUAUGCGGCCCGACAACCUGCGUUUUUUUCCUUUCAUUGCAAUACCAUCUGCUCAAUCCGCGUUACAUCUACUCCAGACUGCGCUCGCUAGGCCGUGCUUUCCGCCUCCGCAUUUUGCUCGUUUUAGCAGAUGUCCCGGAACACAGACCCCCACUUCAUGAACUUACGAAGCUCGGUCUAGUUCAUGACCUCACCGUCAUUGUUGCUGGUUCUCGGGCGGAGGCUGCGCGAUAUUUGGAGACGUUUAGGUCUUACGAUGCAAAGGGAGCAGAGAUUAUACAAGAGCGCGUCGCGGGAGAUUAUGCAUCCCGAUUGCAUGCUGCUCUCGGGUCUGUGCGGGGCAUCAGUCGCACCGAUGUGUCCACUUUGGCUUUUACAUUUGGGAAAUUUCGCAACCUUGGCAAUGCCACCCAGCAGGAGAUUCGUGCCUGUCCAGGUGUAGGGGAGCGCAAAGUGUCUCGCUUAUACGCCGCUCUACAUCAACCGUUUCGUUCGGAUGUACCUUGGAUGGGGAUAGAGGGAGAAACUGACAGUUUUGAAGAAAACGACGUGGCGACAUAG
This is a messenger RNA of Chondrus crispus (carragheen), 945 nucleotides long. RefSeq lists its product as hypothetical. Bases 1 to 945 code for a protein of 314 amino acids. Gene Ontology annotation, cellular component: ERCC4-ERCC1 complex; nucleotide-excision repair factor 1 complex; nucleus. Gene Ontology annotation, molecular function: damaged DNA binding; single-stranded DNA binding. NCBI's taxonomy places the organism in Eukaryota, Rhodophyta, Florideophyceae, Gigartinales, Gigartinaceae. The transcript has a single exon. Gene Ontology annotation, biological process: meiotic mismatch repair; UV-damage excision repair; mitotic recombination. The record is from RefSeq and is a predicted model, not a curated record.